Molecule: messenger RNA, 2343 nt
Organism: Leptopilina boulardi
Lineage: Eukaryota; Metazoa; Arthropoda; Insecta; Hymenoptera; Figitidae
Exons: 7
Coding region: 123-1622 (499 amino acids)
Biological process (GO): box C/D snoRNP assembly; maturation of LSU-rRNA from tricistronic rRNA transcript (SSU-rRNA, 5.8S rRNA, LSU-rRNA); snoRNA localization
Cellular component (GO): nucleus; pre-snoRNP complex
Source: RefSeq, a predicted model, not a curated record
AAGAAUCUAUUCUGCUUAGGCCUUUACAGUUGUGUACAGGUUAUGUUAUUUAUAUCGAUAGUUCGAUUAAUUUUCGAAUGCGAUAGUAUCGAAAAAAACGUUCGAUAGCUGUCAACAAAACAAUGACUACUUCUCAAGAAAAAUUAGAAAAUUGCGAAGUAUGCGGAAAGGAGACGGCAAAAUACACGUGUCCAAAAUGUGAGGUUAGAACUUGCAGUCUCACGUGUUCGAAUAUUCACAAAAAAGAACUUAAUUGUGAUGGAAUUCGUGAUAAAACGAAAUUUUUACCAAUUAAAUCAAUAACAGAAUUAGAUUUAGCGAGUGACUAUUGUUUACUUCAAGAAGUUGGCAGAUGUGUUGAUAAAUAUGAUCGAGAUCCUCUUAAACGUACGGGUGUAAAUAAUUUUCUUCCUAUGUUUCUUCGUAAAUUAAAAUAUGCUGCUUUUAAAAGAGGAGUGACAUUAGAUUUUUUACCACGUAGUUUUAGUCGAAACAAAGAGAAUACAACACGAUUUUUAUGGAAUAAAAAUGAAUUACUUUGGCGAAUUGAUUGGAUUUUUCCGCAAGCAGAAAAUGUCAAAUGGUCUACGGAAAAAGCUUCCGAAAAAGCAAGAUUAUCCGUUUUAAUAGAAAAUAUUCUGGAACCGGAAAUAAAAGCAAAUGAAAAUCCAGAAAUUUGUAAUUUAAAAUCAAUUUUAAGAAAUAAAUUACAAUUCUAUCGAUCUACUGGUUUAAAUGGAAUUAAAGUUCUUAUGAAAGCAGAAAAAGUUCAAAAUUCAAGUUCAAGAUUUUAUGAAUUGGAUUUAAAUUUAACGUUGGCGGAAAAUUUGGAACAAAAAUCAGUCAUUGAAUUUCCAACAUUUUACGUUAUUUUAAAAAGUCAUUCGGAUAUGUACGAAAUGAUUGAUUCUGAUGACGAAAAUGAAAAUUGCGAAAAGAAAAAUUUCCGACACAAGCAAAAAUUUCAGGGAAAUCAUAAAAAUUCUCCAGCAAAUAAAAAUGUUGAAAAUUCUAACGAAAAAAUAGAAUCAGAAUCAAUAAAUUUUCUCUUUCAUACCGAAUUCACUGAUUCUGAGGACGAGAAAGCAAAAUUGGCAAAGGAGAAACAAACAAAAUUAAACGAGAGAAAGAGAAAAUUUCAAAAAUAUCAAAAAGAAAAAAUAGUACCAAAAAAAGUUAUAAAAACACGAGAUUCAGUGAAAGAAUUCACGGGAAUUUGUAUGUCCGAUUCGGAAGACGAUAUUACACAAAAUAAAAAUCUUCAAAUUAAUUCACAAGAAAUUAAUUCUUCGCCUACAAUUGAUAAUAAUUCAAUAGAAGGUGAAAAAUUUGCCAAUGAAAUUUCUCACAUUACCGACUCAGAAGAUGAAGGUCCUGAGGAAAAACCAAUUCAAAGACGUUUUUCAAUUAAAAAUGAAGACGAAUUAAAAAAAGAAGAAAAUAUAAAAGAGAAAAAUAAUUUAGAGAAAGAAAAAUCUGCAAUUCAAAAUAUAGCAAUGAAUUAUUUUAGUGCCUAUAUGUCUGAUUCGGAAGAAGAAACAAUUUCUGAAAAUCAGGAAACUUCCAAUAAUUCAAAAUUACAAAUUCCCGAUUAUAACGUAUUAGUUAAAAUGAAUAAUUAAAAUUAAUUAUAAAUUUAAUUAAAUAUAUUUUUUAUAAAGUAAAACUUCAGUUUGUGAUAUAUUAAUUAAUUUCUUUUCUUUUUUUAUUAUUGUAAAUAUUUCCAUAAUGAAUGCACUAAUACAGAUAUACACAUAAAAAUAACAUAAUACAAAUCUUUUCUACCCCGUAAUAUUCUAAAAAAAAAAAAAAUUGUUCAGACAUUUAUAUAGAUUUGCAUCCAACAAUCCCUACAAUCACAUAACAUAUUUUAAUUAAUUAUUAAUACUAUAAAUUACCAAGAUUAUUUAAUUUAAUAAAUUGAAAAAAUAGUCGUAACUUUUUUCUUCAACUUUUAUCGGAUGAUUAUUAAAAUUAAGAAAAAGACAAUUAUUUCGAAUAAGUGAAAUAAAAUGUUUUGAAUUUCAAACUGAUAAUUUCAGAUUAAAAUUCUUUUUAGUGAAAAAAGGUUUAAAUUUCUAUUCUAAAAUUCAAUAAACGGAUGAUUUGUUUUUUUUUGUUGCAAAAAUGGCAUAAUUAUUACUAAAUUUACAGUCUCAGUUGUACUUAAAUAAGAACAAAAGAGAAGGGGAUAAAAUUCAUCGAAAGAACUUUUAAAGAUAAAUUUACAAAUUUUUUUUUUUCUCUUUCUAAUAAUGAAAAUUUGUCUUUUUUCUCCGGCUUUUUUUGACGCUCUCAAAAUGUGUAUAAUGAAUACACAAUUUGAUCUUUUUUUUUUUAACG